AUGCAACUAAAAGGGUUUCAGCCUCUUCUUCCGCAGCCGCAGCAGCAUAAUUCCUUUUCUGAAUCAUCGCAGAUCGCCGAUUUUCGUUUUGUGAAGGGGAAAACAUUUAGUCUUUAUCGAUGUAAAAAACAAAUUGAUGAUCUAAUGGAGUCUAAAGGUGGGAAAAAGAAGUCCAGUAGUAGUAAAUCCAUAUUCUACGAAGCUCCCCUUGGAUACAGCAUUGAGGACAUUCGACCAAACGGAGGCAUCAAGAAAUUCAGAUCUGCUGCAUACUCCAACUGCGCUCGCAAGCCGUCCUGA
Striga hermonthica is the source of this 300-nucleotide messenger RNA. The record is from the annotation of a GenBank genome assembly. NCBI's taxonomy places the organism in Eukaryota, Viridiplantae, Streptophyta, Magnoliopsida, Lamiales, Orobanchaceae.